GACGUGACGCGAUCUCUACGCGACCAUAGAAAAUGUGCGCGCACCUUUGCCACUCGCUCUACGUAGUUCUAUGAAUCGUAUAGUGUGGUCGAGAGAUAACGUGGUUUUUUUGCCAGGAGGACUUGAUUGGAUUUUGGAGAGUUUUUGGGACUUUUUAGGAACGUUGUUGGUAGUUUGGUUGUGUUAGCUGGAAGUUAGACUGCUUUAGAUCUGUGACGAGUGAGAAGUGUUAGUAGUAGACGUAUAGAAGAGUGACAGUCAUCUUUAAUCUGAGGAUAUUUGAAGUGAAAUGGGAUCGUAAUGGACACCAGCAAUCCAGGAACAUUGAAUAGAAGAGGCCUGAAGAAUUUGACAGGUAUGAGGCGACAGAGAAGUCUUGAGUGGCGACAAGAUAGAGGUUAUAGUUCAAGCGACGAAGAUAUCACCACGAGACCAGUCGAUAGUCAACUUUUCGCUUCGCUCUUAGCUCAAGCCCAACAGGAAUACUCAUGUCUUGAACGAUCCUACAGAUCCGACGAAACCGAGGAUGCUGCGACAACAGACAACCCCACGACUCCGUUCCCCACACCGCCGCCCACGGCGGCAUCCCCCAGGUCCCCCGCUCCGCUGCAACUUCGACAAGCAUCUCCGUUUCCUUUGGAAAAUACCAAUAGCCGAAGAAUUCACUACGCCGCCCCCCAAGACAGACUGAGAGGAACGAACGGUGAAGCCAUCUACGCCAGCACUAAAAAAGCAAUGAUGAACAACACUCUGGGGCGUUCGGGACGAAGGAAAAACAGGGGGAUGACUUCAUCCAGCAGCGCCACCUCGUGCAAUAGCUGCAAUGAGAACAGGAACAGCAUUACGGGGCAGAGCGAGCUGUCGUUCCACGAUCCGCAGGAGAAUCUAGAUUUGAGCAAUGAUGGGGAGUCUCCUCCAGAACCUGCACCUCCUGAAAUCCCCCCUAGAGGGCCUUCGCUACACAAUGCAACACUUCGUAGAAGAACCGAAUACGCUCUUCCUGUAACAACAAAUAAUCAAAUCAACCAGGAUAAUUCCCAGUACAUCACUAAAGGGGAAUACGUACUGAGCAGCAACUCAUCAGGAUACCCGGUAGCAGUGAACUCCACGAAUCAAAUAAGACUUGGCACCGCCAGCAUUCAGCAGACUCAGCUGUCUCAGCAACUGGGCACCGGCACGGGUUCCGUAAGCGGCGCCGGUACCUUGCAGAGUUCCCACCAGCAGGCGCCGCUGGUGAUGCCAGUGUUUCCUCUGCGUCCUGCCCCCACCACUGCCUCUACACACUACUCUCCAUAUUCCCCGUCCAGAUUCCACAUUGACAAACGCUGCCAACACAGGUGCACCUGGAAAUGCCUCAGCAUCGGUCUGAUACUCUUGGCAGUCGCUCUGACAGCUAUGCUCGCCUAUUUUGCUGCUGUGAAUUCCAUGAAACCAAAUAUGGAUUCUUCGAACUGCAUUCUAGUCCAAGAUGUCAAGGACGUCACGCACGAUCACCAGACCCAGGGAUCGGUUUCAACACAGAUGCCAACAGAGGAAUCUCUUCCAACUAGCACAGCGGAGCACUCGAGCCCCUCGACGCAGUACAACUCGCUGCAGCCACCUCAACAGCGUAACAGUCAACCCCAAACCCAAUGGCCGCCGCUUCCACUGCUAGAGGAAAGGGAACUGGACACCCUCCACAUGGCUACCAUCCCUCCUUACCAGUUCUGGAACUCGGAGUUUCGGAACAAACAACCUGCCUUCAUCAGGUUCAACUUCACGCUGCCUUGGGGUGCCAACUUCGCGGUUUACGGGAGGAGAAACGUGGCACCUAGUGUUACUCAGUACGAUUUCGUCAAAUUUAUUAAGGGAGGAAGAAUAGACCAUCGUCUGCGCAAAAGGGAAGUCACCCUAGACGAUCUGAGAAGCUUCAAGACGCCCUACGCGAGUAGAUCGAGAAAAACGGACGUCUUGGACAGUAUCUCCAGCUCGUACGAAGGCACCAGGAAGAUCCUAGCGGAUUCGGAACCACCCAAGGGUCCGUUCUACGUCCCGCACAGUAUAAAGUGGAGCGUGGAGGAAGAUUCCACGGACCUGCCACACCCGACGAUAGAUCUGGGGGUGGAAAUCGACGAACACGUGAUAUCCAAGAGGGAAACUGAACUGUCAGACACUAAUAUGGUCAACAUCAGCUUAUUGCAGUACUUAGACACCGGGCGUUGGUUCUUGUCGGUUUAUAAUGAUGAACUGCAAGCUCAUACUGUGUCCAUGGUCAUUUCUGAGGCUGAAGGUGUUAGUACUACUUGUCCCAAUGAUUGUUCUGGACGUGGCUCGUGCUAUUUGGGAAAGUGCGACUGUAUUGAUGGAUUUCAGGGAAUUGACUGUUCGAAAAGUAUCUGCCCCGUCCUGUGUUCCGGCCACGGCCAAUACGGAGGCGGCCUUUGCCACUGCGAGCAAGGCUGGAAAGGCCCCGAAUGCGACAUUCCAGAGUCGGACUGCAGGGUGGCUGAUUGUUCAGGACACGGCCAGUGCGUCCGAGGAUCCUGUCGCUGCAGGGCCGGCUGGAAGGGAGAGAUCUGCGAUGAACCGGACUGCGAGGAUCCGACCUGUUCUGAACACGGUGCUUGCGUGCACGGCCAGUGCUAUUGCAAGGCUGGCUGGAAGGGCCCCCAGUGCGACGUCAUAGACGAGCAGGUGCACAAAUGUCUGCCCACUUGUUCGGACCAUGGUGUGUACGACCUGGAGAGCGCCAAGUGCAUCUGCAACAGGCAUUGGACCGGGCCAGAUUGUUCCCAAGCUCUUUGUAACCUGGAUUGUGGACCUCAUGGCAGAUGCGACUCUGGUAAGUGUCGAUGUGACACUGGAUGGACUGGAACCCGCUGUGACCAAUUGCCAUGUGACCCUAGAUGUCAAGAACACGGAGGCUGUAGAAACGGCACUUGCGUCUGCUCCCAAGGCUGGAACGGAAGACAUUGCACACUACCUGGCUGCGAAAACGGAUGUUCAGGCCAUGGUCAGUGCACCUUGGAGGAUGGCAUGUAUAUGUGUGUCUGCAUACAGGGCUGGGCCGGCUCUGAUUGCAGCAUCGCCCUGGAGAUGAGCUGCAAUGAUGAUAUCGACAACGACCAUGAUGGAAUGACAGACUGUUCAGACAGCGAGUGUUGCUCUCACGAUAGCUGCGACGACCACAUCAUGUGCCUCUCUAACAACGAUCCUGUCGAAGUCCUCCUCAGGAAGCAACCGCCAUCAGUUACCGCUUCCUUCUACCAGAGGGUCAAGUUCUUGAUCGAAGAGAACUCUGUCCAGUCUUACGCUCACAUGGACGAGUACACGGAAAGCGAGUUCUGGAACUCCUUUACACCGCGCCGUGUAGCAGUAAUGAGAGGUCAAGUGGUCACACCUCAAGGACUCGGAAUAGUCGGCAUCAGGGUUUCAGUCGACAGGGAAUCCAGACUGGGCUUCACGCUCACCCGACAGGGCGGAUGGUUCGACGUUUUGGUCAACGGAGGCGGUGCAGUGACUCUCCAGUUCCAAAGAUCGCCCUUCAAGCCACUCACUAGGACUGUCUUUGUGCCAUGGAACCAGAUCGUGAUCCUUCCUCCAGUUCAUAUGCAGCUGAAUGACGAUUCAGACGUUUCCAAUAUGCAUACAAGUUUCUUAGCCAGAAACCCAGCCAUCAACUUCCCGGGUGUUUCUCGUUCGUUCUUCGGACCAAAUGGAGAUGUGAUCGAGACCUGCGAAGACCACGAUCCUUUCGUCCUUUCGCCCAUAAUAACCAGCACAUGGAUGCCAGAAGUAGUCGGUGGUGUGCCUGGACGUUCAGUUAUAUUCGCCGAGACUCAGAUAGUGCAGGAAUCCAUUCCAAUCCCAGGAUCGGACCUGCACCUGAUGUACCAAUCCUCGCAAGCUAGCGGCUACUUGAGCUCCAUCUACAUGAAGUUGACCGGACCUUCCAUACCAGAUACAUUGACUCACGUUCAUGUUAGAGUGGAGGUGGAAGGUUCUCUCCACGUGAAGACCUACGAAGCAGACCCUAACCUCAUCCACACCUUCGCAUGGAACAAGAGGAACGUCUAUAAACAGAAGGUCUAUGGUAUAGUUUUGGCCAAAGUCUCCGUUGGUUACGAGCACUCAACAUGUCCGGAAUUGGUGUGGGAGACUCAAACAGCCUCUCUGAAAGGAUUCGACGUGGACAUUUCUGAUAUCGGAGGCUGGAGUUUGGACAUCCAUCAUCACUAUAACUUCCACGAAGGAAUACUGCAAAAAGGAGAUGGAUCUACUCUGCACUUCAAACAAUACCCAAGAACUGUACAGGUUGUUAUGGGAACCGGACUGCAAAGGCCACUAGAUUGUCCUGGCAGGUGCGAUGGUCCUGCGAAAGACAGCAAGCUUCUGACACCCGGUUCUCUAACCAGUGGUCCAGAUGGCAGUAUCUAUGUUGGAGAUUUCAACUUGGUCAGAAGGUUAACACCAGAAGGGAACGUCUAUACAGUGUUGCAAUUGAGUGCUACACAAGUGGCCUACCAAUACUUCCUAACUAUUUCACCAGCUGAUGGACACCUUUACGUUUCCGAUCCAGAAAAACAUCAAAUAUUAAAAGUCCUCUCCUUAGAUCCGGUACAAGAUCCGAGCAUCAACAGCGAACCGGUGGUCGGCAAUGGAGAACGCUGUAUCCCUGGAGACGACGCCCAAUGUGGGGACAGAGGACCGGCCAAGAACGCCAGAUUGGCCCAUCCUAAAGGCAUCGCCAUUGCUGCGGACAAGACUAUGUACAUCGCCGACGGUACCAACAUCAGGGCCGUGGAUCCCAAUGGUAUAAUUCACACGUUGAUCGGAAACCACGACCAUCACAACCAUUGGAGUCCCAUUCCUUGCAGAGGAGCCAUACCAGCCAGUCAGACGCAGCUUCAAUGGCCCACCGGUCUCUCUCUGAGUCCCUUGGACGGAUCUCUCCACUUCUUCGACGACCGCCUGGUCCUCAAACUGACUGCAGACAUGAAGGUCAAGGUGGUAGCCGGCAUCCCCCUCCACUGCCACAAGGAAGACAACGCCACCCGCGUCAACAACGAGAACAUCCUAGGAACGGUCUUAGCCUUGGCCUUCUCCCCUCUGGGAGAGCUCUACGUAGCAGAAGCCGACACCCACAAGGUCAACUACAUAAGGGUCAUCGACUCCGCUGGCAAGAUCACCCAUUUCGCCGGCAAAGUCCAGGACAAGGACAGGGCCAACUGCGACUGUUCUUCCAAUCUAACAACGGCAAGUCCAAGCAGAUCCGCGCACGACCCCGCCAUCCCCUGCGUGUGUCCCCCCGUCGACGAGUUGACCAGCAAUGCGGAGACGCUCCUGUCCUCCAACUCCAAGUUUCAGGCCAUAUCCGCCUUGACGGUCUCGCCGGACGGCGUUCUCCACGUGGCCGAUCAAGGUUCCUUGCACAUCUUGGCCCUCCAGCACUACCUGCCCCAGCACGACGAGAACGGCGAGUUCAGGAUACCCUACCCGCCCUCUGGGGAGAUCUACGUGUUCAACAGGUACGGUCAGCAUGUGACCACGAAAGACCUGGCGUCGGACAAGACCAGAUACUCGUUCUUGUACUCGAAGAAUACCAGUUUCGGGAAGUUGUCGACGGUAACGGAUAGUUCGGGCAACAAGAUACAGUUCCUGAGGGACUACAGCAACAUGGUAUCGUCGAUAGAAAACACGCAGGAUCACAAAUCAGAGCUGAAGAUCUCAGGCGUGGGCUAUCUGGUGAAGCUGUCCGAGAGAGGCCGUUCCGAGAUCGAGUUGGACUACGAUAUGAAUUCUGGGUUGCUGACCAGCCGAUCUGGGGGUGGAGAAACUUUCAUUUACCACUACGACUGGAUGGGUAGGGUUGUUAACGUGAUACUACCCUCUGGAGAGACCCUAGAGUUGUCUUCGGAGAUAUCGGACAAAGAAGGCUUCGAAGUUUCGGUCAGUAAACCUUCCUCCAAACUCACCAUUACGGAUGAGGCGAACAAGAGGGUCAUCCUACGAAACGGAGACGAAGUCACCACUGCUCAGAAAUUCUUAAAUUCGACCCUGCAUUCAACGUCCCCUUGGGGCAGUCAGAUGCAGAUGUCUGCCCUUGCCAAACAUCCCCUACUGGAGGCGUCCUUACCGGUGGAAGCUGAGAUGCUGCCCGUUUGGUCUCAACAGAGCGUGUCUUUGGGAGAAGAUAUAACCAACACGAUGUCCUUGAAGUUUAGCCUGGUUGGAGACGUGAGGAACCCUCAGCAGACCCUGUGCAAGGAGAUAUUCGUCAAUAAUUCUAAGGUAUUGGGGAUCGAGUUCGACCAAUUCACUAGCAAAGAAAUCUUCUACGACCACGACAAGACGCCCAUCUUGACCAUAAGCUACGAUCCUUCUGGGCUUCCUCUCUCCUACAAACCGCACAAUGGAGCUGAUAGCGUCAAUAUGACGUACGAUAAUUUCAACAGAAUCCACUCAUGGAAAUGGGGCAUAUCCGAGCUCAAGUACAGUUAUGAUCGUCAUGGACUCCUGUCCGAAAUCACCAGUUCGCUGGACGGCACCCAAACCUUCACCUACAACAGCUGGAACCUUCUCUCCAAGAUAACUCUAGCCAGUCAGAGGAGUUUCUCCCUGGUCUACGAUGAAGAUGGACGUUUAAGACACGUGGUCCUGCCAAGUGGUACCAGGCAUUCUUUCAGCCUUCAGCCAUCCAUAGGUUUCUUGAGGGUCACGUAUACCCCACCUGAUAGCACUCGGUUCUACCUUCAGCACUUUUCCCAUUCCGGCCAAUUGCUGCAGACAGUUUUCCCUGGAGAUGGAGCUAGAGUAGUGUACAGGUACUCAAACGACGGAAAGCUCAAAGAGGUCGUCUACGGAGACGGCAAAGUGGUAUAUCAUUACUCAGAAGUGACGGGCUUACCAAGCCAAGUAUCUCAUGUCGAAAACGACCUGGAAUACCGCUGGGACUUCCAAUACACCAGAGGACUUCUGAUGGAAGAAAGGAUCGACUUUGGCGCUAAAACGGCACUAAGCAACGCGAAGUUCACCUACGACUACGACAAUAAUUUUAGACUGGUAUCAGUUCAGGGUAGAAUAGGCGGCCAGAACCUCCCGCCUCACAGUUUGGCCUACAAUUUCAAAACUGGAGGUUUGCAGAACGUCGGACCGUUCACCAUCAACAAGUCCAAACCCAACGAAACGCUGGUAUUGGACAAGAAGGCGACGUUCUCGAGACACACGAAUUCCAGGUUUUUAGAGACCCAGGUAUCUCUCACCAUCCACAAUAUGGAGGUGUUCAGGAUGGAGUUCAGUCAUGACAUGCACGGUCGAAUUUCUCAGACGAGAACUUAUACAAGAAACGUAGGGGUGAAUUCAUACACAAACGUGAAGAACUAUACGUGGGAUUGUGAUGGACAACUUUUGGGUGUGGAAGCUCAAGAACCUUGGGGAUUCAGAUAUGACGACAAUGGAAAUAUGCUAUCUUUAACUUACAGAGGUAACAUAAUACCGAUGGAAUACAAUUCGCUAGACAGGAUAAUCAAGUUUGGCGAAGGACAAUACAAAUACGACAAUAGGGGAUUGGUAAUACAAAACGCGAGAGAAGAAAAGUUCCAUUACAACUCCAAGGGAUUGCUGAUAAGGGCGACCAAAAGAGGACGUUUCGACGUCAGAUACUUCUACGAUCACUUAGAUAGGUUGUCGGCAAGGAAGGACAACUACGGCAACGUGACCCAGUUCUUCUACCUGAACCCGGAACGUCCAAGGGAGGUCAAUCAGAUCUACUCCCCAAGAGACGGCAAACUGAUGUCCUUGGUCUACGACGACAGAGGUCAUCUGAUCUACGCCCAGUUCUACCGUCACAAAUAUUACGUGGCCACGGAUCAGUGCGGUACCCCGGUGAUGAUCUUCAACCAGUACGGUGAGGGCAUAAGGGAGAUUAUGAGAUCGCCGUACGGUCACAUCGUCUACGAUUCAAAUCCGUAUCUCUAUCUGCCGAUAGAUUUCUGUGGGGGUCUUCUAGAUCAGGUCACUUCGUUGGUGCACAUGCCUAACGGAAAGGUGUACGAUCCCUUGAUAGGACAGUGGAUUUCUCCGCUUUGGGAGAACGUGUUGGAGAGGGUAGCUACCCCGACUUUGCUGCACUUGUACAGGUUCAACGGGAACGAUCCGAUAAAUAUGGGUAUCAACAGAAAUAGACCACGAAACCACAUGGACUGGUUCAACAAGCUCGGUUACAACCUGAAGAGCCUAGCACCACAACUGUUUCCCGAUGAAAUACCGGGCGGUAAAAACCCGCCGCUCGUAACCAGAUCGGCCACCUUCUGGAAUCCAUCAAAAGAAUCCGUGAUCAGCUCGAUCCAACUGACUUCGACGGACGUCCAGUCCGGCUUCUUGGCCCAUCUGAACACGAGGAAAAUGAGCACGGCCGAAGAACAAUCCUCUCCCACGAAAUCCGCCCUGAAAUCCGACGUGAUGGAUAUGAAACUGGCCAAAAUUGGCGCUGCGUCCGAACCACCAUUCGGAAAGGGCAUUUUGGUAUCGAGGACCACCGAUAACCAAGCUGUAGUAUCCAGCGUUCCCGCCGCCAACGCCAUCUACAAGGACGUGUAUACAUCGGUGUUUAACAGGUCGUAUCUGCUUCCGUUUUCAUUCGUUGUGCACAACGCGCAACAAGACGCUUUUUACUUCGUCAAGGAGGAAGUCUGGAAGGCCAGCGACGACAAGGGGCAGCUGAAGAGGCUGCAGGGCCAGGUGAACACCACGUUCCACGAAAGCAAUAAGGAGAACGGAAGCGGAAACAACUACUUCGACGUCAAGAUCCACGGGGCCAACGCGGUGGUGAAUUUGAGGUAUGGCACCACGAUAGAGAAGGAAAAGCAGCGUUUGUUGCACCAUGCCAAGUUAUCCGCUGUCAGGAAAGCUUGGCACAGGGAGAAGGAGAUUUUGAAAGCGGGAUUCACAGGGUCUUUGGAUUGGACGGCGAACGAGAUGGAAGAGAUACUGAAGAUCGGCUAUUUGACCAAUUAUGAAGGAAAUUACGUACACGACGUGCAGGUGUAUCCGGAACUGGCGGAGGAUCCGUACAACAUCAGGUUCGCGAAGAAGCAGGGCGAGUCUUCGAAGAAGAGGAGGAAAAAGAGAGAGGCGAAGAAGAAGGUGUGCCAGGAUAAAUGGUGGUUCUCUUGGAGGGAAGAAUGCUAGUGCGAUACGGACUUCAAACCGAAGAUGUAUUCAAUUAACUAUGUGUGAUGAUGUACCAAUACCAAGAAGAAUUAAAAAAAAAAAAAUAACUCGUCGCAUCGGCGGCGGGACCUUUUAUACCAAAAAUACCAAAGUCUAUUUGUGUAUGUAUUUCAAGAUGCCAAAAAUGUAUAAUUAUUUAUUUACCGAUAUGUUACCUAUAUAUGUAUGUGAUUUGAACGCUGGCGCUGAUCGUUGUCCUGAAAAAACCGUUUUUUAUAUACUUUUAAUAAUGACUGAUUGUAUCGGGGAAGCGAUCUGUGUUCGGCUUCUUGUAAAUAUUAUAUUCAUCGAUAAAUCUUCUAUCGUGAACACUGCAGAUUAUUUCGAGAGUGGACGGUCGUAUUGGAGACGAAGAAUGGGAUUCCACAUCAAUGUUAAAAUUUCACAACGAAAUCGAGAAGUGAAAAGAAAUUCAAUUUGAUAUUAAAAAUUAUUUAUUCAGUCAAAUAGUGAGUUUGUGUCUUCAGUUUCUUUGAAUCUUCAUUUCAUAAUACGCCUGGUUUGUUUUGUACUGUUAUUUUCAUGAAAACUAGCACAUAUAAAAAAAUAUCUUGAAAAAUUUCAUGAAGCAAGAACAUAUUAUUAUGAAAAAAAAUUUAUUAUUGUUUAUAUUUUCCUUAACUUUGUGUAGCAUGGAGUUUUGUAACAUAUCAAUGAACAGAAGUGUUUUCACCCGAUUUUCUAUAUUUUCUGAUAAAAUCAGAAAUACAAUAUCUCCAAAGAAUAAGUCACUUAUUAUUAGUUUCAGUAUUGAAACUUUUCUUUUCGAAAUGCACAAAUCGAUUGGAAUUCCAUUUGAAGUUCCCACUUUCACAUUUCAGAAAAAAAGGAGCUGAAGGUUGGCAUUACCUUCAAUUUUCUCCUAUCGUGAGAGGACAAUUGAGAUUCGAAUAAAAUACUUGUAAAUAGAAGUCCAGUUACCUUUUUAAUGAUUUUAAAAAUUUAAAAGAUCGAAUUUAUCUUAGAUAGGCGAGAAAUUGAAUUAUUAUUGUAUGUUGUGUUGCUUUACUUAAAAGAUAUCAUUGUGACUGAGCCAUGUUUUAUAGUGAAGCAAAUUUAUCUGCUACGUACCUUGCGAUUUACGAUUAAGACACUAAAAUUCUUAUUUUGUUACAAACGAAUCAGAAAUCUAUAUAUUUUUACUUCGCCUGCUACAAAUAUCUUGAUAUUUUAAGUGUGCUAUAUAUCAAUUUCCUACUGUUGAACGUUAUUUGAUCUAUAAGAAUCAAAUGUCUUUUCCAAACAUUACUCAUUGAAGAACUGAAAACUCCGAAUUAAGUUUUUCACAAAAGUUCCGAUCUCACGAAUAUUAAAAAUUCAGGAGGGAAAUAACAUAAUUAUGAUGGUUUUUCUGAAAUGAGUAAUGUUUUUGAACAGGAUCCCACGACUGUAAUGGUUUAAUGUUAUUAUCUGUGUUACCCCAAUGGAAAUGUAAAUCUUGCUGGUAUAUAUAAGAAAUAUGUUACCUAUGUCAUUUUGUAAUUUUGUUUCUAGACAAAAUUAUUUUCCUGAAGCUGAUAUUACUACUUUAUUUUUUCUUAUAAAUAUUAUGAAUGUUUUAAAUAAACACAUUGUUUUUUAAAA
This is a messenger RNA of Harmonia axyridis, 10794 nucleotides long. RefSeq names its product teneurin-a. The record is from RefSeq and is a predicted model, not a curated record. Gene Ontology annotation, biological process: motor neuron axon guidance. Lineage: Eukaryota; Metazoa; Arthropoda; Insecta; Coleoptera; Coccinellidae. The transcript is spliced from 31 exons. The coding region runs from base 301 to 9168 and encodes 2955 amino acids.